AUGGCUGAUUCUCGUAGAGUCCAGCUCACUACUCUGAGCUGUGGUGCCGCAUUUAGCUCCGUCAUACCGGAUUCUAACCGACAACCUUCUUUGGAGGCUCUGCAGAAGGACGGAGCAGGGUCAGAGCGACUGUCUGCUAACGAGACUGUGCGGCUGGUUUUCACUUUGUUUGAGCCUGAUAAAAGGAACUUUCCAGAGUUUAACUAUCGGGAUCUGGUUGAGAACAAGCAAACAGAAGGUGAUGUCACACUGAGUCUACCUGAACUGGAAGAAAAGGGAGAACAUGACGAAGCUGCUGCCAUUGCAAGGAAGUUGGAGGAAAAAUAUGGUGGCAAAUACAGAAAGGACAGCGUCCAGGACCUGGUGGACAUUGGGUAUGGAUAUGAUGAAGAUGAUUCUUUUAUUGACAACUCUGAGGCGUAUGACGAGUUGGUUCCUUCCUCCCUUACAACUGAAUUUGGUGGAUUCUACGUGAAUUCAGGUGUACUGCACUUUCGUCAGACCUUUGACCAUGACACUGAUGACCUCUCCACAGAAGAGGGAGCAUCAGAGCCAACAAAAAAACGUAAACUUGACUGUGAGCAAGUUGAAUCAGAGAAACGGCGUAAAGCACUCGGAGAAAUGGAAACCAACUUAAAAUUGAGCACUGUGUCCAAAGUAAGUGUGGAUGAUGUAAAGAUCAAAAAGAAGAAAAAGGCUGCAAAAACACUGAGCGUCACCAGCAUGUUGAAAAAGUUUCAGCGUGAGAAGGAAAGGGAGCGGCAGAACACUGAGAAGGCUAAUCGAAUGAUGGCUGCUGUUACAGAUCCAACAUCCUCCAUGUUCCCAGCAGAUGCAGCAGGAGGAGGGGGUUCUGGUCUGACAGACCCUCUGCUCAGUUUGAUCGGCUCCACUAAUGAUCAUGCAUUAAUCCAAGCAGCCAGCACAGUGGAUUUUGAUAUAGAUUUGGACUCUUUGUUGGAGGUCAGUGAAGAGAAUUUGUCACCAAAACCUCUUCCUCAAACCGCUGCUGAAACGCAGUUCAUAAAAGCCAGAUCUGAGCUCAACGUCCAGCAAAAUAUUAAUUCUGAAGCUGAAUCCAAAUGUUCAACUGAAAGGGUCAACCUGCAGCCGCAGCCUGAAGCAGAGCAACUUCAACUCCAGGCUGAACCUGCUCCUGUGGUACAGUCUCAGUGUACCCUGCUGCCUGAGGGACUUCCCCAACGGCUGGAGCACAGCAUUAGGAACCUUGUUAUGGCUGCUAAGACAUCAGAGGGGGAAUCAAAACUCAAGUUCUUCACUCCAGAUAUCAACUCAAUUCUGCUUGAUAUUGAGCUGCAGUGUCAGGAGCAGAGCAGCACCCAGCUUCGCUCAAAGGUCUACAAGCAUCUGUCCUCUUUCAUGCCCUGCAGCAAAGACACUCUGCUGAAACGAGUAAAAAAACUGAUGAUCAGACAUGAAGAGGAUAAACUGCAGAAACUAAAGGAGGCUAUUGAAAGAUCAAUGCCAGAGCAGAUGGCUGACUUUCAGGAAAGCUGUAAAGCAUAUGAGCAGGCAAAGACUUUAAAGGAAAUUGAGGAAGAAAAUGUUGAGGAGAAAAGUGGGAGAAAAAGUGGUCCAAAAAAGUUGUUCAAAUGGAAUCAGGAGAUCAGGGAUUGCUUGGAUCAGUUAUUGAGAGAGAAAAUUGCUAAAUGCCAAAAGGAGGGGAAAGAUGGGCAUGAGCUUGAAGAGUACCUUAAAACUAUGCUUGAUGAUGAAGUAAAACCCCUCUGGCCUAAAGGAUGGAUGCAGUCAAGGGUACUGGUGAGGGAGAGCAAGAAGUUGUCAGGCCUUUUCUCUUCUUCCCAGGUGAACAAGGCCAAGAGUUUUCAAACUCAAAAGCGUCAGUCUUGUGUUGGUGGAGCUUCAAAAUCUACUGAUGGGUGCAGGAGUCUUCAGGGAGACGAAGAACUGAAGGUGAAAUCUGGCUUAUCUGUCUCAUUACCUUCAAAGGCAGACAAAGCUCCAGAGAAUGCCACAUCCUCCUCUGGCCAUUCCCUGCUUGAUAUCCUUGCUGACCAGGCGCUGGCUCGUGAACAGCCGCUUACUCUUUCAAGGGACUAUUUGGCAUCUGCCGUUUUCAAACCCUUGGGCUUUGGUUUGGGUGAUAUAAAUCCCACUCUCCCCCCUCCACCACCUCACCCCAGCCCAAUCGAUUUUCCUGAAAGUCGGGUAACCUUGCCGGAGCUAUCGCUGGUUGGAGACGGGAGAUCUUAAGGAGCCUCCCAACUCUGAAACGGACAGAUUUCAUUUGAAUAUAAUCGUAUGGCCUGCUGAUCCAACAUGAUUCCUGAAGCAUUGUUCAGGCUCGAUCGAGUUGUUAAGGAUGGAGGAUACUUUUGUUGGUUUACAGUUCUAAGGUACAGAUGAAAAAUGUUUCUUCUAGUGCUCUUGCAAAGCUUGUAUUUACCCUUAUUAAAGAUAAAUAAAGCUCCA
This is a messenger RNA of Cyprinodon tularosa, 2454 nucleotides long. Its product is annotated as ubinuclein-1-like. Gene Ontology annotation, cellular component: nucleus. The record is from RefSeq and is a predicted model, not a curated record. NCBI's taxonomy places the organism in Eukaryota, Metazoa, Chordata, Actinopteri, Cyprinodontiformes, Cyprinodontidae. The coding region runs from base 1 to 2235 and encodes 744 amino acids. The transcript has 13 exons.